AUGCUCUUCUCAUCCCUCCUCUACACUCUCCUAGCCACAGCAUCCUCAGUCACAGCACAGCACCACCCCAAAACCAUAACCCACACCGUUAUACCCGGUAUCUUUCAACAAGACGAUCCGGCUACAAACGCCUCGACCUUCAACUUCACCACCACAAACUUCGGCCUAAUCAACCGCCCCUACCCCAGCGACUCCUCCUGCCCCAACCAAACCCACUCAACCCAAUGGCAACGUCUAUCCCACUACAUCACCACACUGAACCGCCAAGCCCCAAAGAAUGAGCACUACAAACUCUUCUUCCUCGGCCGCCACGGCGAGGGCUUCCACAACGCCGCCGAGUCGUACUUUGGCACCCCGGCCUGGAACUGCUACUGGUCUGAACGCGACGGCAACGCCACCGUCACAUGGGCCGAUGCCAAACUCACCGAGACGGGGAAGCGACAAGCACUCCGCGUGAAGGCGUUUUGGAACCAGCUUAUCGUGCAUGAGAAGAUUUCUCCGCCGCAGACGUUUUACACAAGCCCGUUGUACCGCUGUCUUGACACGGCUAGAUUGACGUUUGAAGGCGUGGCGUUACCGCGCAAUACGCGUUUUGUGCCUGUUGUCAAGGAGUUUCUGCGUGAAGGGAUUAGCGCGCAUACUUGUGAUCGGAGGCGUAGUAAAACGUUUAUCAGGGAGAAUUUCCCCGGGUACAGGUUUGAAGAGGGGUUUGUGGAGGAGGAUCCGUUUUGGACGAAGUUGUUUGCUGAACCACAAGUCAACCAAGACGCUCGUUCUAAAGCCGUUCUUGAUGAUAUUGUCAGUAGUGAUGGGAGUGUGGUUAUCUCCGUUACAUCGCAUUCGGGGGAGAUUGCGAGUUUGUUGAGGGUCCUAGGUCAUCGCCCCUUCAGCUUAAGUACCGGCUCCGCUAUCCCCGUCCUGGUUAAAUCAACAACACUCAACGUCCCCGCGCCUCCUACAAUGACACUGCCAUAUACACCGCAGAAAACUUGUAGUGCACCACCGCCAAUCCGCGACUCUAGCUGUAACGACUGCUCGUGCUGUAGUUGA
Pyrenophora tritici-repentis Pt-1C-BFP is the source of this 1050-nucleotide messenger RNA. Its product is annotated as phosphoglycerate mutase family protein. The record is from RefSeq and is a predicted model, not a curated record. Gene Ontology annotation, cellular component: cytoplasm. Gene Ontology annotation, molecular function: phosphatase activity. Lineage: Eukaryota; Fungi; Ascomycota; Dothideomycetes; Pleosporales; Pleosporaceae.